This is a messenger RNA of Zerene cesonia (dogface butterfly), 825 nucleotides long. Its product is annotated as phytanoyl-CoA dioxygenase, peroxisomal-like. The record is from RefSeq and is a predicted model, not a curated record. Gene Ontology annotation, molecular function: phytanoyl-CoA dioxygenase activity. The coding region runs from base 1 to 792 and encodes 263 amino acids. Gene Ontology annotation, biological process: fatty acid alpha-oxidation. Lineage: Eukaryota; Metazoa; Arthropoda; Insecta; Lepidoptera; Pieridae. The transcript has 4 exons.
AUGGUGAGGCUUACUAAGGAACAAGUGCAGUUCUAUAAAGAUAAUGGAUACAUCCAUUUGAAGAAACUCAUCAAAGGCAAGGAGUUGGAGAGACUCUCUGAAGAAUAUGACAACUUAUUUAAAUUGAAGCAAGAUAAUAAAAUUGAUGCUGCGUGGGUUGGCACUGAUGAAGACAGAAGCGGAAGUGAACUAACAGUGAAAGCUAUCCAUAACCUGCAGAUGCAUCAUGAAGUUUUUGGUAAAUAUUUGUACAAUGAAGAUCUCUUGGAUGCGUUUGAAGAUGUUAUGGAAACAAAGAACAUAAUCUUGCACCACACAAAGGCUAACAACAAACCCCCAGAAAAGGGUGCCAACUACCCAAUGCAUCAAGAUUACCACUACUUCCCCUACGAGAAGGACUCAGUUGUUGCUGCAGCUAUGUUCUUAGAUGCUGCUACUCCCCACAAUGGCACUUUGUUUGUGUACCCUGGAUCACACAAAUUGGGACCCCUAGAAGACUUUGGCCCUAAAGAAGGAAGCAAUUUCCACUACGUUGAUCAGAAAAAGUUCUCGAUCGAGGGCGCGACACCCCUGAACGUUGAGCCUGGCGAUGUGGUCAUCUUCUCCUACUUCACGGUGCACGGCAGCACGCCCAACCUAUCCAACAAGACGCGCCGCAUGAUGCUCAUGCAAGUCACUGAUGCUGAUGACAGGCCACUCACUGGGGUCCCCACUUGGCCGGGCGCGGGUUGGGUGCUACGUGGUGCCAACAGAGGCCGCGAUGCCUCAAUAGCUAAACGAUACGAAGCGUAAUCAUUUGUUUAUGUUAUAUGACCUGUUAUUGUA